CAACACUACCACGCAAAUUCAUCAUCAACCCCAACUACAUUAACAAAAAGAGAUACGAGCAUACCUCAACAUCAUUAAACCUCUGCACCACCAACACCUCGAAAAUGGCCCUUCUAUCCCCCUCCCAAGUCCAAAUAAUAAAAUCCACCGUCCCAGUCCUCGCCCAACACGGCGAAGCCAUAACAGCAAAAUUCUACACAGACCUCCUCACCGCCAACCCCUCCCUCAAAAAUGUCUUCAACACCACCCACCAAGCAACCGGCCACCAAUCGCGCGCCCUCGCCGGCGCCCUCUACGCGUACGCUGCGAACAUCGAUAACCUAGGCGCGCUCAGCCCCGCGCUGGAAUUAAUCUGCCACAAGCACGUGUCGCUAUUCAUCCAGCCAGCGCAGUACGCCAUUGUAGGCGAGUUUCUGCUGGCGACUAUGAAAACCGUGCUCGGCGCUGCGGCGACGGGGGAAGUGUUGGAUGCGUGGGGCGCGGCGUAUUGGCAAUUAGCUGAUAUCAUGAUCGCUAAAGAGGAGGGGUUGUACAAAUCCACGCCGGGCUGGGAUGGUUGGAAAGAUUUCACGAUUGUCAGGAAAGUCGCGGAGAGUGGGAGUGGGGAGAUAUGCAGCUUCUACCUCAAGCCGAAGGAGGCGGGGGUGGAGGUGCCGGUGUUCAAACCGGGCCAGUAUGUCAGUGUGAAUGUGCGGGUUGAGGAAUUGGAUGGAGGGGUUUGGCAGGCGAGACAGUACAGCUUGAGCGAUGCGUCGGGGAAGGGGUAUUUGCGGAUUAGUGUGAAGAAAGAGAUGGGAGAGGCGCGGGAGGGGUAUGUUUCGAACAUUCUGCAUGGGAAGAGCGAGGGAGAUGUGGUGAGAGUCUCGCAUCCGUUUGGAGAUUUUUUCUUCGAUAGGGAGGAGAGCGGAGAGAAUGGACCGGUGGUGCUUAUUUCGGCGGGUGUGGGGUUGACGUGUUUGACGAGUAUUUUGAAUGGACUGGCGGCGGAGCAGGGUUCGAGACCGGUAUCUUGGAUUCACGGGGCGCGCGAUUUGAAUGCGAGGGCUUUCAAGAAGGAUGUUGAUACCUUGGUUGCGGCGAACAGGAACAUACGUGCGGUAUACUUCAGCUCGAAUCCGAAAGAAGGCGAGGUGGAAGGACAGGACUACCAUAUCAAAGGUCGGGUCGACAUGGACAAGGUCGGCAAAGACGCCCUAUUCGCAGACAACGAUCAGACGCAAUACUUCAUCUGCGGACCGACACAGUUCAUGCUUGAUGUGCAAGCAAAGUUGAAGAGCUAUGGGGUGCCAGCUGAAAGGAUCAAGAUGGAACUAUUUGGCACGGGAGGCGUACCACGGGUGUGAUACUGCUGUGUUGGGUAGCAGAUGUACGAUUAGUUUGUAACAGUCACCCUGUAUUAUAGCACUAGCAUUUCAGAAUCA
This is a messenger RNA of Parastagonospora nodorum SN15, 1421 nucleotides long. RefSeq lists its product as hypothetical. The record is from RefSeq and is a predicted model, not a curated record. Gene Ontology annotation, cellular component: intracellular anatomical structure. Lineage: Eukaryota; Fungi; Ascomycota; Dothideomycetes; Pleosporales; Phaeosphaeriaceae. Bases 105 to 1343 code for a protein of 412 amino acids. The transcript has a single exon. Gene Ontology annotation, molecular function: oxygen binding; FAD binding; heme binding. Gene Ontology annotation, biological process: cellular response to nitrosative stress; nitric oxide catabolic process.